Phycodurus eques (leafy seadragon) is the source of this 1628-nucleotide messenger RNA. It is a transcript of the gene znf277, whose product is annotated as zinc finger protein 277. The record is from RefSeq and is a predicted model, not a curated record. The coding region runs from base 218 to 1534 and encodes 438 amino acids. Lineage: Eukaryota; Metazoa; Chordata; Actinopteri; Syngnathiformes; Syngnathidae. The transcript has 12 exons.
CCGUCCACCCGUACCUACGUACCACUUAAACACUAGGUCCUCAACCGCUCUCUUUGUUUUAAUGUAUUUCUCAUGUUUGUUUUUGUUUUACAGUGGAUUCAUACUAAUUACAUUAUACAGAUGAUAUCGAUUUCAUUUGAGAGCCUGGCAGUCGGUUGACGUCUAAAGCGUGUGGAUUCUUCGGCCACUGACUUGUCAAUUCGGAGCUGUUUUGGCUAUGUGGCGCAGUAAGAUGGCUGCCAGCGACAGGAGCGCAGAUGGCGUGGACCAUAUCCUGGAGCCGCUGUGUUUCCCAGAGCAGCCUAAUCCUCCUCAUCCGGGCGAUCCCGGCGAUCCGGACUCUCACCGUCCCAGUUCAUGUCGCGGCGGAGCAGAGACGCUGUCGUGUCUCUUCUGCCCGGAGACGCUGCCUGCGACGCAGGAGGACGUCCUCCUCAAACAUCUCCUGCUGCAGCACAACUUGGUCAUUGCUGAUGUCAAACUCGUCGCAGACCUUCCAAAGUAUCUGCUGUACUGGAAAGGUCGCUUCUUGGAACAGCCCAUCACUGAUUUCUGCAGUGAGAUCAAGACCAACUCCACCGGGCCUGUGGAAAAACAGGAGCGUUACUUCCUGCUGUGCGACGUCCUUCCCGAAGACCGCGCCCUGCGAGAGAAGCUCCAGCAAAAGCGUCUGGAGGAGGCGCUGGAGCAGCAGCAGAAGGAGCGAGACGACCGCGGCUUCCGUCGCGUGUGCAUGUUCUGCAAUGACGAGUUCGCCGGGAACAGGGCCGACCUUCUGAACCACAUGGCUCGCGAGCACGCGUUCAGCGUCGGGCUUCCCGACAACAUCGUCUACUGUGACGAGCUCCUGGACACGCUGCAGAGCAAAGUGGACAACCUGCAGUGUUUGUACUGCGAGAAGACAUUCAAGGACAAAAUGACGCUAAAGGAUCACAUGAGGAAGAAAGCGCACCGCCGCAUCAACCCCAGCAACCGACAAUACGACCGCUUCUACAUCAUCAACUACCUGGAACUGGGGAAGACCUGGGAGGAAGUGCAGAGAGAGGACGACCGCGAGCUGCCGGACGACAAAGACGACGACUGGUCCGAGUGGCGCGCUCGUCCCGUCGCGGCCGUCUGCUUGUUCUGUGACCUUCGGCGCGACACCGCGGACGACAUCUACGCUCACAUGAAGAAAGUUCACGACUUCGAUCUGCAGCAUCUGAGGGCCGAGCUCAACCUGAGCUUCUACCAACAGGUGAAGCUGGUCAACUUCAUCCGGCGGCAGAUCCAUCAGAACCGCUGCCACGCCUGCCGGGACCAGUUCCGCUGCCGGGGCGACGUCCUGACGCAUCUGCGGGAGCGCCGGCACGCCACGACGCUGCCGCCCGCCGCCGCUUGGAACCAACCGCAAUACUACUUCCCCACCUACGAGAACGACGCCCUGCUGUGCGCGCUGCCCGACAGCGACAGCGAGGAGAGCGACGCCGGGCGAUCGGCAGGAGACCGCGUCCCUGUCGUCGGCGAGCAGAACCCGCUGGAAAACGCCACAUGACGCUCACGCGCACCUUCCGGCGCCACGACAGACGUGGCUCUUUGAUGACAUCAUCACGUCUCAAUCAAUAAAUGGAUUGAUAUUUGUCUCAUAA